AUGACAAAUAUCAGAGAGCUAAAUAUAGAGGGAGUCUGGGGCUGGCAGUACUCUGCUGAGCUACAAGGGAAGCUACCUAACCUUCAGAGGCUCCGACUAAUAAAACCAACAUGUCAGUGGGAUACAUCAGAGGAUGUUGAUAAUGCCUUUACAGAUAAGACAAGUAUGGAAAUACUUGAUUUGUCAGGAAACAGUGAUAUGAAAAAUCUUCCAACAAGCCUAUCAAAAGCUCGCAGCCUUGAGAUGCUUAUACUUGAUGGUUGUGAUGGGCUUGAAAAUGUUGGCAGGCUUCCUUCCUCCCUCAAAUACUUUAGCUUUGAUGGACAUGGGCCAGCUUCUCAGUGGACACAAACUAUUGAGCUACCUCCGAAACAAUUCUGGCCGUCCACCACAAUCGAUAAUAAUGACAGCAGAAUCUCCAAGAUCUCCUUAGAAGGCUGCACACAAUUGGAGAAUCUAUACUUGUGUGGGCUACCCAACCUCGUGGAAUUGGACCUCUCUGGAACUAUGAUCAAGGUACUUGACUUCAAUUCUAUGGUGGUGCAAGUCCCAAGGCUCAAGCGACUGUUUCUAAUAGGAUGCAAGCGACUUCGUGCAAUAGUUUCAUUACCCGAAAGUGGUUCUGAGGUAAAACACGACCUGCAGUUGAUGUGCAUGGACACUCGAGUUGGAACCGUGUGCCCUCGGCCAUCCAUCAACAGGACCAAAUCCUUCCGGUUCAAACUUCAUGUUGUUGUUAUGGAUGCGAGGCUUACUCGCUCUUUGAAGGAUGGGUUGUCGCCUUAUUUAUACGGCUUCCCACCCGUGGAUGUUUAUUAUAAUAUCCAUGUCACCUCGUCACCCGUGUAUGAUGGACUUGUUCAAUCUGAAGCAGCUGGCAAGAAUAAGAUUGGUCCCGGUGAUCAAGAGAGCUUGCAGCAGCUUUUACCAGCCGGCCUGUAUAGUGAUGUCCUUUGCAUGGUUGGCGUUGGCGAUACCCCGAUGCAGGCUUUCCCGCAACCUCCGACUAUACAGCUGGACCGACAUAUAGAGAUUGGUAAAGGGAGCUGCUAUGUGGGGAGCGAACUGAGCAGAAAAUUGGGUGAAUUGGUGGGAUCUUCUGCUGAAUCCCUGCACAUACAUGACGUAUUGAUACAUGCCACUGUUCCUCAAUAUUAUUGGUUUGGCUUCCUUAAGUGGUGCUGCGUGGAGAGGUGCCCAAAGUUGGAUGUUGUCUUCCCAUGGUUAUCAUGUGGAUUCGAUAAUCUGGAGACCUUUUGGGCGUCGGAUCUCCUAAUGGCCCGCUGGAUCUGGAGUAAAGCUUCAGGGAAUAUUAUCUUCCCCCGCACAGAUUCCUUUCGAAAUCUACAACAGAUACACCUGCGCUCCUGCCUCGGCCUCCAGUUCGUGCUCCCGCUAUUGGUCUCCUCAUUCCCCAGCUUGAAGACCCUUCACAUCAUUCACUGUGGCGAGCUCAGCCAUGUCUUUGUACUGUACGAGAAAAUAACCACCCAUGAUGUAUCAUUUCCGAAGCUGACCACCAUCCACUUGCAUGACCUCCCGAAGUUGCAGCAGAUAAGUAGUAACUUCAUGAUGGUGGCACCCGCACUCGAGAGCAUCAAGAUAAGGGGAUGCUGGAGCCUGCGCCGGCUGCCAUUCGUGGGUGCCCGUGGCCAAGGCGAGAAGAAGCCAGCCGUCGAGAUGGAGAAGGACGUGUGGGACGCUCUGGAGUGGGAUGCCGACCACCGCCCUGAUCACUUUGAGGCGCCGCUCCACUCGCGCUACUACAAGGCAAAACUACCCAGGGUCUCCGUCCUCAGGUGA
Messenger RNA from Triticum turgidum subsp. durum (durum wheat), 1803 nucleotides. Lineage: Eukaryota; Viridiplantae; Streptophyta; Magnoliopsida; Poales; Poaceae. The record is from the annotation of a GenBank genome assembly.